GACCGCCAGCCGGAGAACUUAGUUAGUCUCAGCCUGAAGCCCGCAGCGACGAGAUGGCGACAAUGGAGCGGAAAGUCCUAAUGCUGGUGCUGGUGAUUGGCAUGUUAGCCGGAAUGAAUAUAGGAGCGGACGCCGCACAGAUCAGCUUUGGCACCUGUACGCCACAACAGAGCGAUGAACGCGGUCAGUGCGUCCACAUUGCAAGCUGUCCUUACCUGGCCGACAUCCUGAAGGCGAGCCCCCAGACACCUGCCCAGCGCGAGCUGCUCUCCAAGAGCCAGUGCGGCCUGGACAAUAGACGACAGCAGACGGAUCUUAUGAACCGCAUCCUGGUCUGUUGCCCGCAAAGCAAGCGGGGGGUCAGUGGAGCGCAGGAAGCCCCAGAUGAGGAUGGCCAGCAACCUGGCAAUGUGCUGCCCGGAACCGACACAUGCGGAUUCCUAUUCGGUGAUCGCAUUGUUGGUGGUACCAAUACGACGCUCUGGGAAUUCCCUUGGAUGGUGUUACUUCGGUAUAAAAAACUGUUUUCCGAAACUUAUAGUUUCAAUUGCGGCGGCGCCUUGAUUAACUCCCGUUACGUUCUGACCGCCGCCCACUGCUUGGCCAGCGAUGAUCUGGAUAAGUCAGGAUUAGUCCUGAACAGUGUUCGCCUGGGUGAGUGGGACACGCGCACCGAUCCCGACUGCCAAACCCAGACCAAUGGCAAGCGCGUCUGCGCCCCCAACAGCAUCGACAUAGAGGUGGAGAAGGCUAUCCUCCAUGAGCAGUUUGUGCCCAACUCAGUGGAUCAGAGGAACGAUAUCGCGCUGCUUCGACUCAAGCGAAGUGUGAGCUUCACCGAUUACGUGCGACCCAUCUGCUUGCCAACCAGCGAGGAGCUGCGAAGGAACCUAUUCGUCGGCUACACCAUGGAUGUGGCCGGCUGGGGAAUCACCGAGGAUUUGCUGCCCAGUCCAAUCAAGCUGAAGAUCUCUGUUAGCGUGUGGAACCUGACCGAGUGUCAGGACAAGUACACCACCUUCCAGGUGCACUUGAACAACUCGCAGAUGUGUGCCGGCGGCCAGUUCAAGGUUGAUACCUGUGGCGGAGAUUCCGGCGGACCAUUGAUGGCAUCCAUAAACACGGGCGGCGGUCGUGAGGUCUUUUACAUCGCCGGCAUUACCUCCUACGGUACCCGACCGUGCGGCCUUAAGGGCUGGCCAGGCGUCUAUACCCGCACCGGAGAAUUUAUUGAUUGGAUACAACAGAAAUUGGAGGCAUAAUAAAUAAAAUUGCUAAUUUA
This is a messenger RNA of Drosophila kikkawai, 1282 nucleotides long. It is a transcript of the gene SPE, whose product is annotated as Spatzle-Processing Enzyme. Gene Ontology annotation, molecular function: serine-type endopeptidase activity. Lineage: Eukaryota; Metazoa; Arthropoda; Insecta; Diptera; Drosophilidae. Gene Ontology annotation, biological process: proteolysis. The record is from RefSeq and is a predicted model, not a curated record.